This is a messenger RNA of Mya arenaria, 1377 nucleotides long. RefSeq names its product neurogenic locus notch homolog protein 1-like. NCBI's taxonomy places the organism in Eukaryota, Metazoa, Mollusca, Bivalvia, Myida, Myidae. The transcript has 10 exons. The record is from RefSeq and is a predicted model, not a curated record. The coding region runs from base 1 to 1377 and encodes 458 amino acids.
AUGUUUUCCUUAGUGGGUGAUGACCUCGGUGAGCCUUGCGAUGAUAAUGAUGAAACCGACCUAUGCACAAUCAAAAACAAUCGUACCGUGUGUGUCAGUGACGGGGAUGGCAACCCGGUGUGUAGCUGCUCUGAACCAUUCCUUGAAGAAAACGGCAUCUGUGAGUGUUCAUGUGACGAUGGUUGCCCUUGCGGCAAUGGUCAGGAGUGUAUAAAUGGAGAAUGCGUUCCCGAGUGCGUCGGAUGUGAAGUGCGCAUGCCCGGAGGCGAAUGCGUGGAACUUCUUUACGGGGACAACUGCACGCUUUUCCCUAACGACUGUUGCCGUGACGAUCUCGCAUGCAUCAAUGGCACAUGCGAAUGUGUGAACGCGGGUCUCCAAAACGACGAGGAUGAAGACAAGUGUUUGGGUGAUGACCUCGGUGAGCCUUGCGAUGAUAAUGAUGAAACCGACCUAUGCACAAUCAAAAACAAUCGUACCGUGUGUGUCAGUGACGGGGAUGGCAACCCGGUGUGUAGCUGCUCUGAACAAUUCUUUGUAGAAAACGGCAUCUGUGAGUGUUCAUGUGACGAUGGAGAUAGUUGCCCUUGCGGCAAUGGUCAGGAGUGUAUAAAUGGAGAAUGCGUUCCCGAGUGCGUCGGAUGUGAAGUGCGCAUGCCCGGAGGCGAAUGCGUGGAACUCGGUCACGGAGACGACUGCACGCUGUUCCCUGACGGUUGUUGCCGUGACGAUCUCGCAUGCAUGAGUGACAAAUGCGAAUGUGUGAACGCGGGUCUCCAAAACGACGAGGAUGAAGACAAGUGUUUGGGUGAUGACCUCGGUGAGCCUUGCGACGAUGAUGAUGAUGAACCCGACCUAUGCACAAUCAAAAACAGUCUUACCGAAUGUGUCAGUGACGGGGAUGGCAACCCGGUGUGUAGCUGCUCCCAACAAUACACUCUAAAAGACGGCAUCUGUGAGUGCUUAUGCUCCUCGGGAGGUAUCUGUGCAUGCGACGAAGGUCUGGAGUGCGUACAGGACAAUUGCGUUCCCGAAUGCGGCCGAUGUGAAGAGCGCGUGUCCGGAGUUUGUAGUCCACAAUGUAACGAUUCGCAAGUGUGCAAUGAAAAUGAACAGUGUGUAACUCCACUGGCACUAGGCGAUGAAUGUACGGGUACAGGAAGUGCGAAUGCGUGUAUGAGGGAUGAUGGGAUCAAAUGUAGAAGUGGUGACUGUUGUGGAAAUGCAAAUGGAAAUCCUGAUUAUCCAUGCAAUGUGAAGUACUGUGUGUGUGAGACGGAAUGGGGAUACAAGCUAAACGCGUCCCAAACCGGGUGUGAGUUAACUGGAAAUCCAGUAGUACCGAAAGGAAAUUGCGAGGACAUGCUUUACGUCUAA